AAACAUUAUAUAACAUGAUGCAAAGCUAAAAAAAAGUAGAUUUUACAUGCUGCCUCUUUAAGAAAACUAAGCUUUUCAUUUCACAGUUAUACACUCCUUUCUUUUGGUCUUUGCAAUGCCAAUAAAUGUGAUUGAUGUUUUUUGUCAAGUAACAAUGAACAAGUAUGGAAAAACUCAGUAGAUGUGAAUACUUUUAAAGGGCCCACACACACACACACACACACGCACACACGCACACACUCACAGACAGCAAGGUCUAGACUGCCGUGUUGUAUCACCUGACUGGCAACAACCAACUUUCCCCUUGCUGACAGUAAAUCCACUCAAAACAAACUGCGGGGUCAUUUCAAAGUUCCCGUUAACAAGCUGCGCCCAUGCUGAGUGCAUGAGGGUGUGUUUGCUUUGGCAAGUCCCUGCGUGUGAGACAGGAGAGCAGAUGACCUGUUUGCCUCCUGCGCUCCACUGACGCGUCACCAGAUGAAUGUGUGAUGAAAUCGUGGCAACUUAUUUAAAGAUAUAACAUCACUAAUGAAACCCCAGAGGAAAUCCCAUCAGGCCAUGCUUCGAAAAACUUUCUACCGUCAGAGGGACUGGCGAUUCACUGACUGUGGUCAUUGGUUAAAAUGAAAAUAAUUAUAUCACCUGUGAAGACAGGUUUUUGAUGAAAUAGCACAGAUAUCACACUAGGGCUGGGCAAUGAAUCGAUUUGAGCAAUUAAUAGAAAUUUUAGGUUUUUGAAGAUUUGAUUUUGGAAAAAUCUGGAUUUUUUUCCCUUUUUUUGUUUGUUUUUUUGACAAGCAUGUUGUACAUCUUCUGUUUAUUUGGAUUUUGAAUAUUAGGACCAGGCUAUGGAUUUAAUUAUGAAAAUAAAUAUGCAAGAAAAUGAGAAUAGUGUUAACAUUACCAGAAUAAGGUCAUAACAUUAGGAGAAUAAAGCAAAAAUCUUAUAGCAACUUCCAUAUAAAAAUAAUGAAAAGGUUAAAACAAGGAAUUUUGAGCGUUGUACAUUGGUAUAAAUUUUGCAGAUUAGAAAUACUUCAUCUUUUAACACAUCAGCAUCAAAUUAUCAUGAUACACUUCUCUUGUUUUAUUGAGUUUCUCAUUUCUUUCUCUUUUUUUUCCCUACCGAAAUUUGAAUGAAUAUGAAAACAGUUUGAUAUUUUAGAUCAAGAUUUGAAAAAUACGUCGAAACGCAGAUACUCUGAAUAGACAUGUGCCCCGUGUCACAGAUGGAAGAAAAACGUGUGAUCAGAUCCCAGCAGUCCACUCUGGCUCUGACAUUCCCCUCUGUCAGCAGUGACACUGAUAAAUAUAGUCACUACAGUAACAGCCAGGCUGACGUGACACGCUGGGAGUGCUGCUGGGAUCGCUGAUGAAUCCGAGGCUUUUCUCAUCUCACUACCAGCUCUGUGCGGUCAGGCUCGUCAUCCUCUUCUCCACAAACGUUUCUGGGGCAAACCUUUGCAAUGUGGCGCUGAAACGGAAGUCACUGUGUCCAUAACCCUUGAACUUCUUUGUUUUCUAAACUGACUUUUUUUUUUUUUAUUCACCAACUAGUGUGUAUACAAUACACAUUACAAUAAACAUUACAAACUGAUAAAGAGCAAGAAGGGGUAUUGAUCUACAAAAUAAUUGACCAGAUAAUAGAACAGCCAUGAAAAUAAAAUAAUCAAACGAACAAAAAAAACAAGCAAACAAGGAGGUAUAUAUUGAAACAUAUGUUAAGAUUUUGCUUCUUACAACCACAAAAUUGUAAAACCUGCAAUUGCACUCAUGUCUCUUUACUGGAUGCUGAGUAGCACCAAAAAAAAGAAAAAAGUUUAUUUUAAACUUGAAUCUGAAAAGUAGUUUGGAAUGUUUUGGUUUUUUUUCAGUUUCAAAUUUUUUUUUUCUUUUGAACAAACUUUAUGGCCCCAAUUUAGUAUCUCUUCGGAGAAACAAAUCCGAAGAUUAACAGAGGAAAUUGAAAGCUGGUUAGCAACCAGAAGAUGGAUUUUAUUGCUGUGCUGCUGACAUUUAAGUUCCUAAUCUUAAAUCAGCAGUAAGUACAAAGGUCAUGACCUGCUGUGGUAUUUUUAUCAGCAGCAAAUGAGACACUGCAGUGUAAAUGUGAGGAAAUCUGGUCAGAUUUGAGCAUAAAAUCUAAAGUCUUUGACAAUAAUGCAAAGCUACAUUCCGUAGACAUGUCUGCAAAAUAAGGCAGAAGAGCUGCUGGAUCUGACCUACAAAAAUCUGUUUGUUUUUUUUUUUGUUUUUUUUUUAAUGAAAAUAAAAACUGCUUCCUACUACUCCCCACUUUAAGACUUAUAACUGUUUGUUUCACUUUCUAGAGCUUUCUCAUUUGUUUCUUGCACCGUGACCUUUCCCCGUUUUGCCAUGUUUGUCGCAUUAAGAAAUGCACAAAAAAUGAACUUAAACAUAUGUCUGUAUAUAUUUAGAUGCGGACACUUCACUACUUUGGUCCAGGUUAUUUACUGCAAAAACAAAAGAUCUUACCAAGUAUUUUUGGUUUAGUUUCUAGUGCAAAUAUAUUUAGUGUGCUUGAAAUAAGACGAAACUAACCCUAUAAGUAAUUUUUACGCAAUAUAUAGGAGUCAAUAAUUCCUUAAAAUUGAUUUAAAGAAAGUACUAGCUCCGCUGGCAGAUCAUUUCACUUAUAACAAUGAAAAACUGUUUCACAGAGCAGCCAUCCACGCUACUUCUCAUUGAACCGCUAGUAAAUUCAUUGUUAAAGGGUUAAUAGGAGCAAUGUUGCGAUGAAUUCCUGAAGGCGGAGAUUCAGAAAGAGCAGGAGCUUCUUAAAGAGACAGAGGCCCAAUUUCACUGUAUUAAAUUACAAAGUCAAUUUUCUUUUAAGUCAUAUUUGAUUUAUACUGCAUUUUUGCAGUACUGAAGGCAACAUAGGUACUUGAUUGUACUAUAAGAUGGUACAGCGUGACUGGAUGCAAACUAUACUGGACGGAGCUGUGGGAUGCCUCUCUUCAGUAGGGAUAGGAAAUCUUUUCAGAGUUGAUGGGAAGAGAUGAACUAAGCUAAAUACAAAGCGACUCUGGACCAAGUCCUGUUAGAAGAUGCGUAACUGCAAAUUGCUCAAUUAUAUGGUCAAUGGAAAUGCAGCUGGAGUCUCAAAAGCUACUUUUUUAAACAUGGUCUUAAAACAUUAUCUCUGCAUACUGUUCUUGGACUGUGGAUGUCCUUCUUUACAUAUCCGUUAAACACUACACAGCGUAGGGAAACACAGAUGCUGUCUUGUCGUGUUUAUUUCGAGGGGCUUACAGUUUCAGAGGCUGGGUCUUUGACUGAGAGGAGGGAAGUGGAGGGAGGCCCCUGGUAAACACAUGGUGUGGAGAGAGAGAGACAGAGAGACAGGGUGGGGAGUGAGCCACUAUAAAAGAAACAGUCAGAGCUGCUGUUGGCAUUCGCUCCAGCAAGCAGACAGAGCGGAGACCCAGUCGACACUGGCAACAAUCGCUUUUUCUUCAAGACUGAUUUUCUCCAUUCUGCCAGGACUUGGAGGUCUGCACCCUGGUCCACUCUGGCUUUUUUUUUUCCUUCUAAGACAGAGAGAUUUUUCUCCUCUUCUUCUACCACAAGGCUCCCAGACGAGCAAGAGAGGACAAACUUGUGUCCGCAGAGACUGUCUUGACAUUUUUGUUGCACUCGGGCUCCCGUUCCACCAUGACUGCUGUGCGUCAGAUGCCGGAGGAGACCUCGGGCUUCCACGUCCUCUCAGCCCACCUGAUGGCCACCGCCACAGAGGAGUUCCCCCAGCAACUACCCGUCCCCAAGAGCCCGGCGAAGGGCAAGAGUCGCUCCCGCCGACCCCGGGAGGCCCGCUUCAAAACCCAGCCGGUCACCUUCGCCGAGAUUGCUGAGGUAGAAGAGGAAGGCUCUUCCCCUUUGGAAGAAGAGAGGGCACGUCGCUCCUUCCUGCAGUCGUUGGAGAACCUGCGGCGGAGCACGCAGGCCCUCUACUGCCCAGGGGCGACCAAUCGCACUCCCACGCCCACACAGGCCAGCCUGGACUCCAGCGACUCCGACUCCACCCAGUGAGGACUUCACAGAUGGAGGUCGACUGAACAGAACCAAAUUGCAGUCCUGCCUUUAUGUGUAAAGCUACUGCUGCCACGCAAAACUCUGCAUUUAGCUCACCAACUCAUCUGCACAUUGCUCGAAGAUGCACAUCGGACCUUUCCGUAAAGACCUCCACCGCUGGCUGGUUUUACAGCUGUACAGAAAUAAUGUGUAGAGGUAGCAAACAAUGCAACAUUCAGCACAACGUCUUGUUUCCUACUGUAGUUAUUUAGGAGUAAUAUGGAAGAGGAAGGGUAUUUUCCCAUUUUGGAGCAAUAGAGCAUGUCUGUUUCUAUCUAGUUUUUUCUACUUGAUGAGCGAAUGGGGCAAGGAUGACUAAAAAUGUUAACGUUGUGAUUGAUUUGUCUGUAAAUACAUUGACAAAGCAAAAGACCUGCAGCAAAAGUUAGCCGGCUGGGCCUGGAACUGUAGAGGACCAUCACAGAUCUUGUCUAGAGACUCAGAAAGGGUUUUUUUUUCCUCCCCCGCUUCUCAGUUAAUGAAAUCAGUGCUGUUGCUUUGAUUUCUGAGCAGAAAUUCCCUUUCUAUUUUUCAAAAUGAAUUUAUUUAUUAUUAUUAUUUGCAUAACCAAGUACAUUUCUAGAUGUAAAGUUGUCUAUGACUUCUGGUCACUUUGACUUUCAUACAAAUAAUAACCUUUAUAUUUUGUGAUUCUAUUACUUUGUAUGUGUAUAUAUACUGUAUAUGUGAAUAUAUAU
Molecule: messenger RNA, 4793 nt
Organism: Poecilia reticulata (guppy)
Lineage: Eukaryota; Metazoa; Chordata; Actinopteri; Cyprinodontiformes; Poeciliidae
Gene: c6h11orf96
Product: chromosome 6 C11orf96 homolog
Source: RefSeq, a predicted model, not a curated record